This is a messenger RNA of Annulohypoxylon maeteangense, 1395 nucleotides long. Its product is annotated as putative short chain dehydrogenase/ reductase. Bases 146 to 1123 code for a protein of 325 amino acids. The transcript is spliced from 4 exons. The record is from RefSeq and is a predicted model, not a curated record. Gene Ontology annotation, biological process: sphingolipid biosynthetic process. NCBI's taxonomy places the organism in Eukaryota, Fungi, Ascomycota, Sordariomycetes, Xylariales, Hypoxylaceae. Gene Ontology annotation, molecular function: 3-dehydrosphinganine reductase activity. Gene Ontology annotation, cellular component: endoplasmic reticulum membrane.
UCGUCAACGCGAUUGGUUUGGUGGGUCGAUGUGGACAUUCCACUUCCACUCCCACAAGUCAGAACUCCACGAACCUAGGAAUGCGGCUGACGAAGCUUACAUACAAUAUCUUAGUAUAACAUUAGUUAAGCAGUGAAGAGACAUCAUGGGAAUACCAAAGAGUCUACAAGGAAAGACCGUUUUCGUUACAGGGGGUUCCGGGGGACUGGGUAAAGCAAUAUCCAAGGAGUUAGCCGCACGAGGUGCCCACAUUACAAUAUUUGCCCGUAGAGAAGGCCCUCUUGAAGAGGCAAAAAAGGACAUACUUGCUGCUCGCCUGAGCGAGGACCAGGAAAUCAAUGCAGUAUCUCUAGAUCUCGCCGAUGCUUCAAACGUCGAUGAAGCAUUCAGAGCCCAGCCUCGAAUCGCAGACAUAUUGUAUUGCUCUGCUGGAGGGAAUCACGCCGAGAACGGCUUUCUUGCGGACAUUGAAGCUAAGGAUCUUGACAAUUGCAUGAAAAACAACUAUUAUUCAUCCGCCUAUGCUGCCAAGUCGAUUAUUGACAUAUGGACUGCGGAUGACAAGAAAGGGCCAUCCGAAAGUGCCAAACCUCAACUUCGCCAGAUCAUCUUCAUCAACAGUGCUGCCGCAUUUCUCGGAAUACCAGGCUCUAUCGCCUAUACGCCCGCGAAAUGUGCCGUCCGUGCUUUAGCGGACACCCUGAGAAUGGAAGUUCUACGAUAUAACUGCCCGGCUUCAACCUAUACUAUCCACAUCGCUUUCCCGGCCGACUUCGUCUCUCCCGGAUUCGUCCUAGAGCAGAAAACGAAGACGCCGCUGACAAAGCGUAUCCAAGGUUUGGAUCGCCCCUUUGAAGAACUCGAGGGCCGCUUUCCAUCGUCCGAGAAAGUUGCUUCUCUCGUUAUCGCGGCGGUGGAUAGGGGCGACUUCAUCAUCUGCGAGGACUCGUUUUCUGCGUCGGCUCUCUUUACUAAUAUGACUGGGCCCUCGCCGAAGAGAGGCCUUGGGAUUGUGGAUUCUAUAUUGGGUCUACUGGUGGGAUGGGUCGUUUGGCCGGUCUUGCGGAGGAGGUGGGAGGCUAUGUGCACGGAGGAUGGCGAAAAUUCUAGGAAACAAGCAUAACGAAACCCAUGAUAUUUUACAUUUGUUUUGUUCAUCACAUGCAGUUGAUACCAAGAUAGGUACUUGGUGUUAAUAAAAGGAAUGUCUCUUGUUUCUAGAACCACUUGAAAACGAAGGCUAUUAGUUGUGAAAGGAAUUCUUCACAUCGCUAUAAAAAUCAGGUAGGUAGAUGUAGAAAAAAGUGAUUCAUUGAUGUUAAUAUUUUAAUUAUACUGUAAUGUAAAACUCGUAUCUUCUAUAAUUAUAGGCAUUGCAGGUAGCACUUAUUAACU